AUGGGGAGGGGAGUCAAUGCCAAGCUGAUACAGCCAGUGCUGGACUCUUACUGGUUCAGGACCAUCUCAUUCAGGACCAGCAUUAAUGACCCUGAAGAGUGUGAAGCUAUGGAGAAGCAGGUUCUGGUGGAGAUAAAACCUCCUGGGGGGAGCACCAACAGGGAGUUACCUGGAGUGGAGAGCUAUGAAAUAGUUUAUCCACGGAAGCUGCGCUCGGUGCAGAAAAGGAACACCCAGACCAAAUAUGUUGACAAGGUGGAGUAUGGAAUCAAAGCCAACGGCCAGGAAGUCGUCCUGCAGCUACAAAAAAAUAAGGAUCUUUUAGGUCGAGAUUACACCGAAACUGUUUAUUCGGAUGACGGUCGACAAAUAACAAGAACUCCUCGGAUCAAGGAUCACUGUUUUUAUGAAGGCCACGUUCAGGGUGAUGCUGAGUCCACAGUGAGCAUCAGCACCUGCCAAGGGCUCAGUGGUUAUUUUGAGACCCGUGGCCAGAGGUACCUCAUCGAGCCCCUGGGGGGCUGGGAGGGAGCAGAACACGCCGUUUAUAAAUACGAGGCACUGAAACAAGAGCCCAUCAAAACCUGUGGCCUCGCCAACAACACCUGGGAACAGGAUUCUGAUGACCCCUUCAACGACAUCUUCAAGUCCAGCAACAGCCCCGAGAUGAAAGAGUACCUGAAAGCCAAAAAAUACCUGGAGCUCUACAUAGUUGCAGACAACACUCUGUACCAGAACCACGACAAAGAUGUCAAAGCCAUCAGGCAGAGGGUGUUUGGAAUCGUCAACUACGUCAACACGGUUUACAAGGCCCUCCAUAUCCACGUGGCCCUGGUGGGGCUGGAGGUGUGGACGGACGGGGACAAGCAGCCCGUGAGCAGGAACGCCGGGAUCACCCUGGACACCUUCUCCAAGUGGCGCCGCUCCGACCUGCUCAAGAGGAAGGGACACGACAACGCCCAGCUCAUCACGUGGGCGACGGACGGUCCCUCCUCCUGUUACCGCCUGAACGAGCGGGGCGCGUACUACGGGUACUGCAGGAAGGAGCAGGGCACCCACCUCCCCUGCAAGGCAAAAGACAAACUGUGUGGGAAGCUGUUCUGCUCCGGAGGGAGGGAGAUGCCCCGCGAAGGGAGCCUGGUGACUGUUAAUUCCUGCAAAGCAAGUUUUCCUAAAAAUGGAGAUGAUGAGGACCUGGGCAUGAUUCUGGAUGGAACCAAGUGCGGGAAUGGGAUGGUGUGCAGCAACGGAGAGUGUGUCUAUACUGAGGAGGUCUUUAGAUCAACCAACUGCUCUGCCAAGUGUUCUGGACAUGCUGUGUGUGACCAUGAGCUGCAGUGCCAGUGUGAGGAAGGAUGGGGACCACCCACCUGUGACAGCUCCUCAGCCUUCACCAGCAUUGCCAUCGUGGUUGGGGUGCUGGCUGUCCUGGCUGUCACAGCCACUGCAGCAGUGCUGCUCAUCCGCUUCCGAGUGGCCAAGGAGAGCCACCAGAACAGGAGUGGACCUGGAGCCACCAACCAAGUGUUUGUGGAUCAAGAGGAGAGGUGCAGAGAACCCCCAGGCCUGGCAGUGCCUGCCCAGAAGGUGGAUGGGAAGAAACUCCUGCUCCCUGUGCCUCCACCUCAGGAGAACAAACCCCAGCUCCAGAGUCCUGCCUUGAGGCCUAAAGGUCCCCCACCUCCUGUUCCUUCCACCAAACCAGCCUCAUGUCACCCAGAGGAGAAGUUUGCUUUAAAACCCCCGAUGAAUCCCCGAGUCUGA
Messenger RNA from Manacus vitellinus (golden-collared manakin), 1764 nucleotides. Its product is annotated as zinc metalloproteinase-disintegrin-like 4a. The transcript is spliced from 19 exons. The record is from RefSeq and is a predicted model, not a curated record. Gene Ontology annotation, biological process: proteolysis. Gene Ontology annotation, cellular component: plasma membrane. NCBI's taxonomy places the organism in Eukaryota, Metazoa, Chordata, Aves, Passeriformes, Pipridae. The coding region runs from base 1 to 1764 and encodes 587 amino acids. Gene Ontology annotation, molecular function: metalloendopeptidase activity.